AGGGAUAAAAUGAUUAAGUGAACUGAACUAAACUAACCAAUUAAUAGUGAAUAAAAAUAUCACCUUACUGUAUUUUUAAAAGAAGGGAAUACACUGAAACAAACUGAAUGUAUCCUAAUUAAAUGAGUACUACUGAACAUUCUCAAACGGCAGUUAUAACAUUUUCUAGUCAAACAUGUUGGUCAUCUUUGAAAACACUUCACGAUCUACCAUCUUCAUACUCAGUAAAUGGUGCAUACUUCAUAACUGGUUCAGUAGAGCACCAUUCAAAUGAAAUAUUCAACCAUUUUCAGUUUACAUGGACUACAAUUAUGCCAAUUAUUAUUGUCCUAUGUACUAUAUUAGGUAAUUCACUUAUAUGUCUUGUUGCAUUGAUAGAUCGUCAUCUAAGGCAUAGAUCAAAUGUUUUCUUUAUCUCAUUGUCUUUGACAAAUAUCUUGUUCUCUAGUACUGUGAUGACUUUCAGUAUCAUGUACAAUCUAAUGAAACCAGAGAAUUUUUCAGAUAGUUUAGUAAAAGUCUUUUUAUCACUAGAUAAACUAUUUUGUACUGCAACAAUACUACAUUUGGUUGUAAUGGCAUUUGACCGUUUUUCGCAUAUAAAAGCACCUUUAAAGUAUUCACGUAGAUUAAAGUUCAGAUUUUUGUUUUUAAUAUUAUCUGGUCUAUGGUUUUUAUCAAUACUCAUAGCUAUUUUACCGAUUCAACUUAAUUGGCAUACAUCAGACUACAGAGAGUGUAUAUCUUCUACUUCCAGUGUUGUAGGUCCUACAACUACUACUCAAAUUCCGGAAAGUAGUACAUCACAGUAUAUUGAAAAUAAAAAUUGCACAUAUUCUUCUACUCAUUCAUCUAGGUUGUCUUCGUCAUCAGAAAUGUCAACUCCAUCAAAAGCAGAAUUUAUAACACCAACAAAUUACAUACAGAUAAAUAACUUUCCAUGUAUUCAUCAAAUUGAUUUUUUCUAUGCUCUGACAAACGCUAUAUUCAGUUUUUUUAUCCCACUUAUCUUGAUGGUGACCAUUUAUACACGUUUAUUUUUACUGACAAAACAGCAUAUUAGUCGACUGAAUUUUUACCCAAAUUCUACCAAAUGUCCUCAUGAUCUAUCAUUCAGUGAAACUAUAAAUGGUAAACAAUUAUUUUAUACAUCUCAAGUAUCACCAAACACUAUGUCAAAAAGAAAGUCAUUGUCAAGUGCGCGUACUGUCUACUUGGAUCCAAACUACGAUUUAACUAACAGUCUUAGAAGUUCUCUUACGGUUUCGACAGAUGUAUUAAAACCCCGACCUCGUCUGUCUAGAUCACAUCUGGGUGCUUCUCUGCGUUCAGUACAGAUAACAUCUAGACACGGGUGUUUAUCUGUAACAAAAAAGCUAUCACUGUACACUGCAAAACCUCAACCGGUUCUUUUUCAUCUUCGGAACAUUCAACUCGACGAAAGUAUAGCUUGCCUGGCUUAUGUCUCCCUUUAGGUAAAUCGUCCAAUCCUUAUCCUAAUGGUGACGGAUUAUCUCGUCAACAGAUGCAGUUCAAUUCUUCAGAUAAACAAAUGCAUAAAGCACAUAAAGCAGCUAUUACACUUGGUGUGAUAUUGGGUUCAUUUACUGUGUGCUGGUUGCCUUACUUCACCAUCAACUGCAUGGCAUCAUUUUGCAAGUGUGUGCCAAAAGAAGUAAUUUUUGCAGCAACAUGGCUUGGUUAUUUUAAUGCCUGCUUGAAUUCUGUGGUUUAUUCACUUUUAAAUAACAAAUUUCGUACUGCUUGCGCUAAGUUGUUGUGUGCAUGGCACUAUAACCGUGAACGACGACAUCAGUAUGGAUUAGAUCAUUUGAAGCAUUUUGGAGACACACCCAUCCAAUUAGCACUUGGUCGUGUUCCAUGGCAUAAAGAAUGUGAGUACGUAAAUCAAGCGCCAACAUGAAAGUUUUUCUACAGAAAAAAUGAAUAUAUUUUUGCAUUAUCAAAUAUAUACCCUCAGCAUUACCACACCACCGAAUCGAUUCAUAGUUUCAACUGUUUCACUGAACAAAGUCAUCUGAAGUGCGACUGCUGAUAUUCUUCAGAAACCAAAACCUCUCCUGUGCAUAUAUGGGCAUAUGCAUUUUAUCCUCUCCAUCUCUAAUGUGAUUACAAAUGUACAUAUCAGACUUGAAAUAUAAAAUUCUUGCAAAGUGUAUGUGAAUUUUCCUAUUUUCAUUAUUCUAGAUUAACUUUACAGUAUUCUUGAAAUGUUAUUAGACUUAAGGAACUUUCGAAAAGUCAAAAUAUAAGUACGAUGAAAUCAUCAAAUCAUCUUCAAUUUGUGGACUGAGUAACAAC
Messenger RNA from Heterobilharzia americana, 2322 nucleotides. Lineage: Eukaryota; Metazoa; Platyhelminthes; Trematoda; Strigeidida; Schistosomatidae. The record is from the annotation of a GenBank genome assembly.